GGGAUGGCCGCCAGUGUCCGGCUUCAGCCCGGCCCCGAGUGCCUGUUCGACGAGCCGCUCCAGGUGCGGGUGAGCGGCCUCUCCCCGCUCCAGCAGGUCACCAUGAAGGCGUGGCUCAGCGACGAGAAGGGGCAGCUUUUUCACUCCUUGGCUUUCUACAGGGCGGACGGCCAGGGGGAGCUGGACCUGGACCACUCCCCGUCCCUGGGUGGACACUACACCGGCACCCAGCCCAUGGGGCUCUUCUGGUCGCUCAGCCCCCGCACACCUUUCACUCGCCUGGUCAAGAGGGACGUGGCCACUUCUCUCGCUGUCCACAUCGAGGUGUUUGAUGGACACCGGAGCCUGGACCAGCUCCCAGUGCAGCCUUUGGCCGCCUCUAUCAAUCAACGCUGGUUUAUGAAAGCAGGGGUGAGCAGGAUCCCAGUGAGAGAGGGCAGGGUCCGAGGGACCCUCUUCAUCCCGCCUGGAAAUGGGCCAUUUCCAGGAGUGAUUUCCAUGAACGAAAUACAAGGUGGAUUGUCAGAAUACAGAGCCAGUCUUCUGGCAAACCAUGGUUUUACUACACUGGCGUUAGCCUACCUAUGUUAUGAUGACCUUCCAGAAGAUGUGAUAAACUUUGACUUAGGAUAUUUCGAAGAAGCCGUGAAUUUUUUGAGGCAGCAUCCAAAGGUUAAAGGUCCUGGCAUUGGAGCAGUUGGACUAUCAAAAGGUGCGGAUUUGGUUCUCUCGAUGGCCACCUUUCUACCAGAUGUGCGAGCGGCCGUUGUCAUCAAUGGAUGCACUACAAGUGCUAUAUAUGGAUUGUGCUUUAAAGAUAAACUGAUUUCUACUGGUCUGGGCUACACUAUAAGCCGAAUGCAGAUUGCAGAUUCAGGCGUUGCAGACAUAUUUGAAAUAAUAAAUGAAGUUAAUGAGGACAGUAUAAUCCCAAUAGAAAAUGCUGAGGGUACCAUCCUGUUUAUUGUUGGGGAAGAUGAUAAGAACUGGAAUAGCAAAUUCUUUGCUGGUGAGACCAUAAAAAGAUUGAAAGAACAUGGAAAAGAUAAUUUUGAGAUCCUCAGUUAUCCAGGGGCUGGACAUUAUUUGGAGCCUCCGUUUUUCCCCUUUUGCUAUGCCUCCUACCACUCUGUGAUAGGUGCACCUACAAGGUGGGGAGGGAAUGCCAAGGCACAUUCAUUUGCACAGGAAGACUUGUGGUCAAAAGUUCAGGCAUUUCUCAAAAGAAUCCUAAACCAGUAGAGGGCAGCAAAGAGGAAACUGAGAAAUUGUCCGAUGGCGGAGUGCUGACAGAAUGAUGAUCUUCAUGUUACUGUUUGAAUAAUAUCUACCACUGCAUUUUCUAUUUGUUUUUGCCUA
Messenger RNA from Carcharodon carcharias (great white shark), 1359 nucleotides. Its product is annotated as acyl-coenzyme A thioesterase 1-like. Gene Ontology annotation, molecular function: fatty acyl-CoA hydrolase activity. The record is from RefSeq and is a predicted model, not a curated record. The transcript is spliced from 3 exons. Bases 4 to 1242 code for a protein of 412 amino acids. Gene Ontology annotation, biological process: fatty acid metabolic process; acyl-CoA metabolic process. NCBI's taxonomy places the organism in Eukaryota, Metazoa, Chordata, Chondrichthyes, Lamniformes, Lamnidae.